UCAGAUUCGUCCUUGUCGAAGAUGAGCCCCUGCUCCGAGGCGGGGAAACCCUGUAACCCGUGUCUGGACGCGGCGAAGGCGUGCAACCUCAACGAGACGUGCAAACGCCUUCGCUCCGCCUACAACUCCAUCUGCAGCAAGGCCACGCCCCCUCAGCCCGCGCUGGCCAAUCAGGAGCCCUGCAGCAGGAAGAGGUGUCAGAAGGCUCUGCGUCAGUUCUUCGAGCGGGUCUCAUGGGAGCUGAGUUACCCCCUGCUGUUCUGCUCCUGCCCCGACCAGGCGUGUGCCGAGCGCCGCCGCCGCACCAUCGUCCCCUCCUGCUCCCACCAGGAGAGGCACAGACCCAGCUGCCUGGAGCUCCGACGCAUCUGCCGCUCCGACGCCCUCUGCAGGUCUCGGCUCGCUGAUUUCCACAUGAACUGUCAGAUGACUCCUCACACCGUCACCAGCUGCCCUCACGACAACUACCACGGCUGCCUCAUGUCCUACGUCGGCCUCAUCGGUUCAGAUGUAACGCCCAACUACAGUGACAGCAGUCCGUCCAACAUCACUCUGAGCCUGUGGUGCAGCUGCAGGAGCACCGGCAGUCACGAGAGGGAGUGUGACGCUUUCCACCGAGACUUCACACACAACAGCUGCCUCAAAAACGCCAUCCAGUCGUUUGGUUACGGCUCAGAAGACGGAGCUCUGCUUGUCACCGAGCCGUCAGCCACCUUCUUCCCCCCCGUCGUCCAGCCGCCGAUCAUCUCCAAGCCCGCCCCCUCUCUCCACGGCAACGCCAUCAAACCCUUAGACAGCGCCUGCAUGUUCUCCACCUGCGCCAACCUGCAGAGUCGUGCUGUUAACACCGUGUUUGACCUCCUGCUGCGUCUCCAGACCAUCAGAUACUCCGCUAGCUUUGAUCCUCCAGCUGUCACAGAGGAUUUCAGCCUUUUCCUGGCAUUGUUUCACAAGAUGGAGCCACACAUGGACACACUGUUUAACCAGCUGCAGGAGAGGAACAUCCACUCUGUCUGCAGCAUCCACAGGGAGCUGAUGCAAUCAUUGACUCUGUCCAAUCAGAGGCAGCUGAGCAACCCUCCUCCACAUCCUCAGCCAGCAGCUGUGUGA
This is a messenger RNA of Scomber japonicus (chub mackerel), 1110 nucleotides long. RefSeq names its product GDNF family receptor alpha 2b (gene gfra2b). Lineage: Eukaryota; Metazoa; Chordata; Actinopteri; Scombriformes; Scombridae. Gene Ontology annotation, molecular function: signaling receptor activity. The record is from RefSeq and is a predicted model, not a curated record. Gene Ontology annotation, cellular component: external side of plasma membrane; signaling receptor complex. The annotation marks the transcript as partial. Gene Ontology annotation, biological process: nervous system development. The transcript has 7 exons.